Messenger RNA from Tyto alba (common barn owl), 1370 nucleotides. RefSeq names its product neutrophil cytosol factor 2-like. The coding region runs from base 1 to 672 and encodes 223 amino acids. The transcript has 7 exons. Gene Ontology annotation, molecular function: protein binding; superoxide-generating NADPH oxidase activator activity. The record is from RefSeq and is a predicted model, not a curated record. Gene Ontology annotation, biological process: superoxide anion generation. Lineage: Eukaryota; Metazoa; Chordata; Aves; Strigiformes; Tytonidae.
AUGAAACACCUCGUCAGGAAUGAUGCUGGGCCGACUGGCCGAGGCGGAGGAGGUAAGGUACACAGUCGCUACGCCCUCAGUUUUUUAAAGGUCUUCUUCCCUUUUUACCCCCCCCUCCCACACACACACUUUUUUGCCCCACUCCUACCUCCGUGCAGGUGUUCACCCUGGAGCAUCAGCUGCGACAGGCACCUGGCAGUGGCUUAUUUCCAGCGGGGGACUGUGUUUUACCAGAGGCAGAACCAUGAAAAGGCCGUUGAGGAUUUCAAAGAGGCACUGGCCCAGCUGCGAGGCAACCAGCUCAUCGACUACAAGAUCCUGGGGCUGCGGUACAGGCUCUUUGCUUGCGAGAUCCUCUACAACAUCGCGCUGGUGUACGCCACGCUGGAGGACUGGAGGAAAGCUGAGGAGCACUUGACGCUGGCCAUGAGCAUGAAGAGCGAGCCCCAGCACAACAAGCUCGACAGGGCGAUGGAAGCCAUCCUGAAGCAGAAGCUCUGCGAGCUGGUGGCCAUUCCCACGGGGAAGCUGUUUAGACUGAACGAAAAGCAAGUGGCUCAGCUGGAGAAGGACUACCUGGGAAAGGCUAUGGUGGUGGCAUCUGUGGUGGACAAGGAUGACUUUUCGGGAUUUGCUCCACUUCCCUGGGGAAGAACAGGGCAGGGUGAUUGACAAGCAGCACUAAGACGUCACCUCUCCAGCUGAGCAGGAAGGCGGGCAAGGGGAAUAGCACAGCAACCCAAAUUCGCCUUGCACCAGCUGAUUUUAUCCUCCCUGCCUCCCCACGUGCGUGUGUGUACCUUUGAUGGCCCCGUGCCUGCUCCUGCCUGUUUUCCUGCGUGGGAGUUGCCGAAUCGCAGCCUCAUCCCGCGGUGGAGCAGCAGCCAGCUCCCUGUAGAUCAAACCUCCUCGUGAUGAGGCGGGGGAAGAGUCCUGGUCCCUCGAAAGAGCAAAACAAAAAGCAGUUAAAUGAAACCCAAACGUUGGUUGGGGUGGGUUUCCCGUGGAGCACAGCUGCCACCCCUCUGCCUCCUUCCCACUCGUGGCUGCGCUGGGAGAAGAUGGAGAACUUUGGGAUCGUUAAAAUCUCAUCAGAGCUGCUCGCACGCCAAAAACCUGACAACAGCACUGGAAUGGCCAUUUCAAAUCGGUCAGUCCAGCCACCGCAAACACAAAAUCCAGGGAGUUAAAGGCGGUUUUCUCUGCUUUCAUGUUUUGCAUGAAAGGAAUUAUUUACUUAUUUAUUUAUGUUGUGACUCAGAGUAUUUUAAAAUUAUACAGCAAGUCUGGUCUGGUUGUUUCAUGAUGCAUCAGCGGCCAAAGUCAAUUUUUGGAAGGUAGAAUCCAGUGAAUAAAAGCUGCAUGCAUUA